AUGCACCCUGCUACUUUCCUGGUACUGUUCCCAUUGGUGUCUGCCACCCCCUCGAACCGAGCACAGCCCGUACCCCUUCUCAAACCUAGAGGGGCUCAGCUUGUUGAUGGGAAGUACAUUGUGAAACUACAACAUGAUGCCAUCGAAGGUGUCCUGAGCUCGACGAUAAGCACGCUCGCAAACAACGCUGAAUUUGUCUACAAUACGGGCAAGUUUAGGGGAUUCGCUUCAGGAUUGACAGCUGCUGAGCUUGACGCCCUACGUAAUGACGACAGUGUUGAAUAUAUCGAGCAAGAUGGUAUCGUCACUAUCAAGACUACCCAGACAAAUGCAGAUUGGGGUUUGGCGCGCCUAUCUAGCAAAGAGCCUGGGAGUACGACGUACACCUAUGAUAACUCGGCCGGGAAGGGUACUUGCGUCUAUGUCGUUGAUACUGGUAUCGACACGAGCCAUCCUGAGUUUGGAGGUCGAGCUGAAUUUCUUGCCAACUAUGCCGACAAUGAUAACACGGACGGUCAUGGGCAUGGAACACACGUUGCUGGCACCAUUGGCUCUGUUACGUACGGUGUUGCUAAAAAAACCAAGUUAUUUGCCGUCAAGGUACUUGAUUCUAACGGCUCGGGCGCAAACUCACAGGUCAUUGCAGGUAUGGGAUUUGUGGUCGACGAUGCGCCUGCCCAAGAUUGUCCCAAUGGCGUGCUUGUUAACAUGUCCCUCGGUGGAGCAACGUCGACUGCUGUGAAUGAAGCUGCUGCUGCCGUGGUCGAGGCUGGUUUAUUCCUCGCAGUAGCAGCUGGCAACGAAGCGGUGGGUGCUUCCACCUCCUCUCCGGCCUCUGAGAAUUCGGUUUGCACCGUCGGCGCUACCGACAUAGACGACCACCUUGCUGAGUACUCCAACUUCGGCAAACUUGUCGACAUCCUUGCGCCAGGGACAGACAUCAAGAGCACGUGGCGUGGCAAUAGAACCAACACCAUAUCUGGGACCUCCAUGGCUAGCCCCCACAUUGCUGGUCUCGCAGCCUAUCUCCUCGGUCUAGGUUCCACCCCAACAGAUCCGCAAGAACUAUGUAGCUACAUUGGUCAGACGGCGCUUUCAGAUGUCAUUCUGGGAGUUCCUGGCAGUACAGUCAACCUACUAGCACAAAAUGGCGAUACUACAAGUAACAGAACGGUCGUCUAGAGCUAUAUAAGACGUUCUCGAAUGCUAUACGUUACAGAAAUUAAGACCUAAGAGAAGUAGGCUAGCUCGAGUUAUUAUAUUAAAACAAAAGUAGUAUAAAGAGUAUAAUUAAAUAUUUAUUUAUAUUAUU
Molecule: messenger RNA, 1312 nt
Organism: Truncatella angustata
Lineage: Eukaryota; Fungi; Ascomycota; Sordariomycetes; Amphisphaeriales; Sporocadaceae
Product: subtilase
Exons: 7
Coding region: 1-1182 (393 amino acids)
Biological process (GO): proteolysis
Molecular function (GO): serine-type endopeptidase activity
Source: RefSeq, a predicted model, not a curated record